This is a messenger RNA of Aspergillus clavatus NRRL 1, 852 nucleotides long. Its product is annotated as aldo/keto reductase family protein. The record is from RefSeq and is a predicted model, not a curated record. NCBI's taxonomy places the organism in Eukaryota, Fungi, Ascomycota, Eurotiomycetes, Eurotiales, Aspergillaceae. Gene Ontology annotation, molecular function: oxidoreductase activity. Bases 1 to 852 code for a protein of 283 amino acids. The transcript has 4 exons.
AUGGCAAAGUCAACGAAUCUGCGCUCAACAUACCGCAUGAACUCGGGGCAUGAGAUCCCCGUUCUCGGAUUCGGGCCAACGCACAGCCCCUCCUCCAAGACCGAGGAACCGACCCUGGAGGCCCUCAAGACUGGCUACCGCCACAUUGACUCCGCAAUCAUGUACCGCAACGAGAAAGCCUGCAGCCGCGCCAUCCAGAACUCAGGCCUCGCGCGCUCCGACAUCUUCUUCACGACCAAGAUCCCCCCCGGCUCGAUGGGCUACGAGCGCACCAGGCGCGCGAUAGACUCGAGUCUCCGUGAAGCGGGCACGGAGUACUUCGAUCUGAUUCUCAUCCACGCCCCCUACGGCGGCAAGGACGGUCGACUCGGGUCGUGGCGCGCGCUCGUCGAGGCCCAGCAAGCCGGCAAGACGCGGUCCAUCGGCGUCUCGAACUACGGGGUCCACCACCUCAACGAGCUGGAGGAGUACAUCACUGCCGGCGAGGGUAGGGGGAAGAUCGACGUCGGGCAGUACGAGCUGCACCCCUGGCUGGACCGGACGGAUAUCGUCGACUGGCUGAAGAAGCGCGGUGUUGUAAUCGAGGCGUACUCGCCGCUGGCACAUGGGUAUUGGCUCGACGAGCCUGUGCUGAAGACGCUGGGGGAGAAGUAUGGGAAGUCUGCUGCGCAGGUGAUGAUCCGCUGGAGCUUGCAGAAGGGGUUUGUGCCUCUCCCGAAGUCGGUGACGCCGUCGCGUAUACAGGAGAAUGCGGAUGUGUUUGACUUUCAGCUCUCGGAGGAGGAUAUGCAGGCGCUCAAUACGGGGGAGUAUUCGCCGACGGAUUGGGAUCCUACGGUUGAUUCUGAUUGA